Messenger RNA from Pygoscelis adeliae (Adelie penguin), 3971 nucleotides. RefSeq names its product eukaryotic translation elongation factor 2 (gene EEF2). Gene Ontology annotation, cellular component: cytosol; ribonucleoprotein complex. The transcript is spliced from 21 exons. Gene Ontology annotation, molecular function: ATP binding; GTPase activity; translation elongation factor activity. NCBI's taxonomy places the organism in Eukaryota, Metazoa, Chordata, Aves, Sphenisciformes, Spheniscidae. The annotation marks the transcript as partial. Gene Ontology annotation, biological process: protein phosphorylation; translational elongation. The record is from RefSeq and is a predicted model, not a curated record.
UCCCCCCCCGCCCCCUUCUCUCAUUCUUCAAGGUGAACUUCACGGUAGACCAGAUACGGGCCAUCAUGGACAGAAAGGCCAACAUCAGAAACAUGUCUGUGAUUGCCCACGUUGAUCACGGCAAAUCAACCUUGACCGAUUCUCUGGUAUGCAAAGCUGGUAUCAUUGCCUCUGCCCGCGCGGGGGAGACCCGUUUCACCGACACAAGGAAGGAUGAGCAGGAACGGUGCAUCACCAUCAAAUCAACAGCUAUUUCCCUAUUUUAUGAGCUCUCUGGAAAUGAUUUGGCCUUCAUCAAGCAAAGCAAGGAUGGUUCUGGUUUCUUGAUCAACCUGAUUGACUCUCCUGGGCACGUGGACUUCUCUUCAGAGGUCACUGCUGCUCUUCGUGUCACUGAUGGUGCCCUGGUUGUUGUGGACUGCGUCUCUGGCGUGUGCGUGCAGACAGAGACUGUGCUGCGUCAGGCCAUUGCCGAGAGGAUCAAGCCUGUCUUGAUGAUGAACAAGAUGGACCGAGCACUGCUGGAGCUGCAGCUGGAGCCAGAAGAGCUGUACCAGACCUUCCAGCGCAUCGUGGAAAACGUGAACGUCAUUAUCUCCACGUAUGGAGAAGGAGAAAGUGGCCCCAUGGGAAAUAUCAUGAUCGAUCCGGUGCUUGGUACCGUCGGCUUUGGUUCUGGCCUGCACGGCUGGGCUUUCACUCUGAAACAGUUUGCUGAAAUGUACGUUGCAAAGUUCGCUGCCAAGGGUGAUGCCCAGCUGAAUCCAUCUGAGCGUGCCAAGAAAGUAGAAGACAUGAUGAAGAAGCUGUGGGGAGACAGAUAUUUUGAUCCUGCUACUGGCAAGUUCAGCAAAUCUGCUACCAGCCCUGAUGGAAAGAAACUGCCCAGGACCUUCUGCCAGCUCAUCCUUGACCCCAUCUUCAAGGUUUUCGAUGCAAUCAUGAACUUCAAGAAAGAGGAGGCGGCUAAACUGAUUGAGAAACUGGACAUCAAGCUUGACAGCGAAGAUAAGGACAAGGAGGGCAAACCCCUGCUGAAGGCCGUGAUGAGGCGGUGGCUGCCUGCCGGAGAUGCCCUGGUGCAGAUGAUCACCAUUCACCUGCCUUCUCCUGUCACAGCCCAGAAGUACCGCUGUGAGCUGCUCUACGAGGGACCCCCCGAUGAUGAGGCUGCCAUAGGUAUUAAGAACUGUGACCCCAAAGGCCCCCUGAUGAUGUACAUCUCUAAAAUGGUGCCAACCUCUGACAAGGGACGCUUCUACGCUUUUGGACGUGUCUUCUCUGGUCUCGUCUCAACUGGCUUGAAAGUCAGAAUCAUGGGACCAAACUACACGCCUGGCAAGAAGGAGGAUCUGUACCUGAAGCCGAUUCAAAGGACCAUUCUCAUGAUGGGCCGCUACGUCGAACCCAUCGAGGACGUGCCUUGUGGAAACAUUGUUGGUCUGGUUGGUGUCGACCAGUUCCUGGUGAAGACUGGAACCAUCACCACCUUUGAGCACGCUCACAACAUGAGAGUCAUGAAGUUCAGCGUCAGCCCCGUCGUGCGCGUGGCUGUGGAAGCCAAGAACCCAGCUGACCUGCCCAAGCUGGUGGAGGGACUGAAGCGUCUUGCCAAGUCUGACCCUAUGGUGCAGUGCAUCAUUGAGGAGUCCGGGGAGCACAUCAUCGCUGGUGCAGGGGAGCUGCACUUGGAGAUCUGCCUGAAGGAUCUGGAAGAGGACCACGCGUGCAUUCCUAUUAAGAAAUCGGAUCCUGUUGUGUCCUACCGUGAGACGGUCAGCGAGGAAUCCAACGUGAUGUGCCUUUCCAAGUCCCCCAACAAACACAACAGGCUGUACAUGAAGGCCCGGCCCUUCCCGGAUGGCUUGGCUGAAGACAUCGACAAGGGUGAGGUCUCUGCUCGUCAGGAGCUGAAGCAACGAGCUCGUUACCUGGCUGAGAAGUACGAGUGGGAUGUCACCGAAGCCAGGAAAAUCUGGUGCUUUGGUCCCGACGGCACCGGCCCCAACAUCCUCACCGACAUCACCAAGGGAGUGCAGUACCUGAAUGAGAUCAAGGACAGCGUGGUGGCCGGCUUCCAGUGGGCGACGAAGGAGGGGGUCCUGUGCGAGGAGAACAUGCGUGCCGUGCGUUUCGACGUGCACGAUGUCACCCUGCACGCCGAUGCCAUCCACCGCGGAGGCGGGCAGAUCAUUCCCACUGCCAGGAGAUGCCUGUACGCCUGCGUGCUCACCGCUCAGCCCAGGCUCAUGGAGCCCAUCUACCUUGUGGAAAUCCAGUGCCCGGAGCAGGUGGUCGGUGGCAUCUACGGUGUGCUGAACAGGAAGCGUGGCCACGUGUUCGAGGAGACCCAGGUGGCUGGAACCCCCAUGUUCGUGGUGAAGGCCUACCUGCCCGUCAACGAGUCCUUCGGUUUCACGGCGGAUUUGAGGUCCAACACGGGGGGCCAGGCUUUCCCCCAGUGCGUCUUCGACCACUGGCAGAUCCUGCCCGGGGAUCCCUUCGACAGCGCCAGCCGUCCCUGCCAGGUGGUGGCCGAGACCCGCAAACGCAAAGGGCUGAAGGAAGCGUCCCCCAUCCUCGUGCCGGUGCUGACCCCGCUGCCAAGCACACGCCGGCACGUGCGAUGCAGGAGGUCCUCUCCUCACCUCCUCCCCGCACCCCGCAGCGGCCAGUUUGCCAUUGUACGAAAAUGCCGGGAGAGGAAAACGGGUCUGGAAUACGCGGCCAAAUUCAUCAAGAAGCGUCGGCUGUCGUCCAGCCGUCGGGGCGUGAGCCGGGAGGAGAUCGAGAGGGAGGUGGACAUCCUGCGGGAGAUCCAGCACCCCAACAUCAUCACGCUGCACGACAUCUUCGAGAACAAGACAGACGUGGUGCUGAUCCUGGAGCUGGUCUCGGGCGGCGAGCUCUUUGAUUUCCUGGCUGAGAAGGAGUCCCUGACGGAGGAGGAGGCCACCCAGUUCCUCAAGCAGAUCCUGGACGGGGUGCACUACCUGCACUCCAAGCGCAUCGCCCACUUCGACUUGAAGCCGGAGAACAUCAUGCUGCUGGACAAGAACGUGCCAAACCCUCGCAUCAAACUCAUCGACUUCGGGAUCGCCCACAAGAUAGAAGCUGGGAAUGAAUUCAAGAACAUAUUUGGGACCCCGGAGUUUGUAGCCCCAGAAAUCGUGAACUACGAACCCCUGGGGCUGGAGGCCGACAUGUGGAGCAUCGGGGUCAUCACUUACAUCCUGCUGAGCGGAGCCUCCCCCUUCCUGGGGGAAACGAAGCAAGAGACCCUGACCAACAUAUCCGCCGUCAACUACGACUUCGACGAGGAGUAUUUCAGCAACACCAGCGAGCUGGCCAAGGACUUCAUCCGCCGCCUGCUCGUCAAGGACCCCAAGAAGCGGAUGACCAUCGCUCAAAGCCUGGAACAUCCUUGGAUUAAGGUGAUCAAGAGGAGGAACGUCCGCAAUGAAGACAACUGCAAGAAGCCUGAGCGCCGCCGGCUGAAGACCACACGCCUGAAGGAGUACACCAUCAAGUCCCAUUCCAGCAUGCCGCCAAACAACACGUACAUCAACUUCGAGCGCUUCUCCAAGGUCAUGGAGGAGGUGGCUGCAGCCGAGGAGAGCCUCCGAGAGCUGGAGAGGAACAAGAAGUCCUUCCAGGAGGACAUCGAGGCCCUGCUGUCCAUCUAUGAGGAGAAGGAGUCGUGGUACAAGGAGGAGAACGAGAGUAUCAGCCAGGACCUCCGCCAGAUCCGGCAGGAGCUGCAGAAGACGGAGGCCCUGAAGAAGCAGGCGCAGGAGGAGACCAAGAACGUGGUGCAGGUGGCCAACGGCCUCAAGAGGCGUUACCGAAAGCUGGAGAACCACUACGAGGCGUUGGCCAAGCAGGUGGCCUCGGAGAUGAAGUUUGUCCAGGAGCUGGUGUGGUCCAUUGAGCGGGAGAAGCUGCAGAGCGGCGAGGGAGACGGCAGCAUC